AUGUCGAAGAAUGAGACUCAAGAGGAAUAUCCGAAAGACUCUUUUGAUAGAUAUGGCGAUGACUUGUGUGGACUCCUAUUGUCUUAUUUAUCACUCAAAGACUGUCUCAGAUUUGAAUGUCUGUCCAAACAGUGGCAGCGAUUGUCACAAAUGGGAAAAAUGAAAGCCUUUUCUCUGACCACUUCCUCGUCAGUGAAGAAAGUGUUGGGAAAGAAAGAUAUCGAGAAACAGAAGAAGAUCGCCGAAGAAGAGGCGGCCGCUAAG
Oppiella nova is the source of this 264-nucleotide messenger RNA. The record is from the annotation of a GenBank genome assembly. Lineage: Eukaryota; Metazoa; Arthropoda; Arachnida; Sarcoptiformes; Oppiidae.